AAGAGGCCAUAUUGGGGGCUGACCCGCCAGAACCAGAGACGGACUCGGUGUGUCUCUUACCAGACAGUGCCUGCCUCCGAAUGAGCCCACUGGACCCUUACGGUGAAGUCAAGCCUGUGCUCGCACAUCAGACACCAGCCGGGGAACCCAUAUCAUCAUAGCCUCGUGGAGGCCCGGUUCGUGUGGGCGUUAGGAUUAAAGACCUGCAGGGAAGAGAAAGCAUCAAAGAGCCCAUCACUAAAGAUUCCGACAGCUCCAUGCUGUGUGCCACAGGCCGGCGUUGACCCCGGGGCUCUGCAGAGAGGAUGGGGGCGGACGGGGAAACAGGGGUCCUGAAGAACAUGCUCCUCGGCGUCAACCUGAUCCUUCUGGGCUCCAUGCUCAAGCCCUCAGAGUGUCAGCUGGAGGUGCCCACGGAAAGGGUCCAGAGACAGGCGGUGGAGGAGGAGGGAGGCGUGGCCAGCUACAACACCUCCGACAAUGAGCCGCCCGUGGUCUUCAACCACGUGUGCAACAUCAACGUGCCCCUGGACAGCCUCUGCUCCUCAGGGCUGGAGGCCUCUGCCGAGAGGGAGGUGAGUGUGGAAGACGAGGAGCCAGCCGAGUACCUGGGCCAGACCUCCGACCAGGAGAGCCAGGUCACCUUCACCCACAAGAUCCAACUCCCCAAACAGGCCUGCCCAUGCGCUGGUUCGGCCCAGGUGCUGCAGGAGCUACUCAGCCGCAUCGAGAUGCUGGAGAGGGAGGUGUCGGUGCUGCGGGACCAGUGCGGCAGCUGCUGCCAAGAUGGUGCUGCCACAGGACAACUGGACUACAUCCCUCAGUGCAGUGGCCACGGCAACUUCAGCCUCGAGUCCUGUGGCUGCGUCUGCCACGAGGGCUGGUUCGGCAAGAACUGCUCGGAGCCCUACUGCCCCCUGGGCUGCUCCGGCCGGGGCGCGUGUGUGGAUGGCCAGUGCGUCUGUGACAGCGAGUACAGCGGUGACGACUGCUCCGAGCUCCGGUGCCCCGCGGACUGCAGCGCUCGGGGGCUCUGCGUGGACGGGCAGUGUGUCUGCGAGGAGCCCUAUGUGGGCGAGGACUGCAGCCUGCUCAAGUGCCCCGGGGACUGUUCGGGGAAGGGGACCUGUGCCAACGGAACCUGCUGGUGCCAGGAGGGCUACGUCGGGGAGGAUUGCGGCCAGCGGCGGUGCCCGAACGCCUGCAGUGGGCGAGGGCAGUGCCAGGAGGGGCUCUGCUUCUGCAACGAGGGAUACCAAGGCCCGGACUGCUCGGCAGCUGCCCCUCCAGAGGACUUGCGAGUGGCUGGUAUCAGCGACAGGUCCAUUGAGCUGGCAUGGGACGGGCCGAUGGCAGUGACGGAAUAUGUGAUCUCUUACCAGCCGACGGCCCCGGCGGGCCUCCAGCUCCAGCAGCGGGUGCCUGGAGAUUGGCGGGGUGUCACCAUCACCGAGCUGGAGCCAGGUCUCACCUACAACAUCAGCGUCCACGCUGUCAUUAGCAACAUCCUCAGCCUCCCCAUCACUGCCAAGGUGGCCACCCAUCUCUCCACUCCCCGUGGGCUACAGUUCAAGACCAUCACAGAGACCACCGUGGAGGUGCAGUGGGAGCCCUUCUCCUUCUCCUUCGAUGGGUGGGAGAUCAGCUUCAUCCCAAAGAACAAUGAAGGAGGGGUGAUCGCCCAGCUCCCGAGCGAUGUCACCUCCUUCAACCAGACAGGACUGAAGCCCGGGGAGGAGUACAUCGUCAACGUGGUCGCUCUGAAGGAGCAGGCCCGGAGCCCCCCCACCUCGGCCAGCGUCUCCACGGUCAUCGAUGGGCCCACGCAGAUCCUGGUGCGAGAUGUCUCCGACACCGUGGCCUUCGUGGAGUGGACUCCCCCUCGAGCCAGAGUCGACUUCAUCCUCUUGAAGUACGGCUUGGUGGGCGGGGAAGGCGGAAAGACCACCUUCCGGCUGCAGCCCCCCCUGAGCCAGUACUCAGUCCAGGCCCUGCGGCCCGGCUCCUGCUACCAGGUGUGGGUCAGUGCCAUCCGCGGAGCCAACGAGAGCGAGGCCACGACCACCCAGUUCACAACAGAUAUUGAUGCCCCCAAGAACCUACGGGUUGACUCCCGCACAGCAACCAGCCUUGACCUCGAGUGGGACAACAGCGAAGCGGAGGUCCAGGAGUACAAGGUUGUGUACAGCACCCUGGCAGGCGAGCAGUACCACGAACUGCUGGUCCCCGAGGCCACGGGUCCAACCACCAGAGCCACCCUCGACGAUCUGGUGCCGGGCACUGAGUACGGCGUUGGAAUAUCUGCUGUCAUGAACUCGCAGCAAAGCAUACCAGCCACCAUGAAUGCCAGGACGGAACUGGACAGCCCUCGAGACCUCAUGGUGACAGCCUCCUCGGAGACCUCCAUCUCCCUCAUCUGGACCCAGGCCAGCGGCCCCAUUGACCACUACCGAAUCACCUUCACCCCGUCCUCAGGGAUCGCCUCAGAGGUCACCGUGCCCAGGGACAGGAGCGCACACACACUGACCGACCUGGAGCCCGGGGCAGAGUACAUCAUCUCGAUCACCGCCGAGAGGGGUCGGCAGCAGAGCUUGGAGUCCACUGUGGACGCCUUCACAGGCUUCCGCCCCAUCUCGCAUUUGCACUUUUCUCACGUGACCUCCUCCAGCGUGAACAUCACCUGGAGUGACCCAUCCCCCCCAGCAGACAGACUCAUUCUGAACUACAGCCCCCGGGAUGAGGAGGAUGAGGUGACAGAAGUCUCCCUGGAUGCCACCAAGAGGCACGCUGUCCUGAUGGGCCUGCAGCCGGCCACCGAGUACAUCGUGAACCUGGUGGCAGUCCAUGGCACCGUGACCUCUGAGCCCAUCGUGGGCUCCAUCACCACAGGAAUCGAUCCCCCCAGAAACAUCACAAUUAUCAGUGUGACCAAGAACUCCGUGGCUGUCUCCUGGAGCCCCCCUGUUGCAUCUUUGGAUUACUACCGAGUGUCCUAUCGGCCAACGCAAGUGGGGCGGCUGGACAGCUCCGUGGUGCCUAACACUGUGACAGAAUUCACCGUCACCAAGCUGCAGACAGCAACUGAAUACGAAAUUGGUCUUAACAGCGUGCGGGGCAGGGAGGAGAGUGAGCGUGUCUGCAUUCACGUGUACACAGCCAUGGACAACCCCAAGGACCUGAUUGCUACCAACGUCACUCCAACGGAAGCUCUGCUUCGGUGGAGGGCCCCAGAGGAUGAUGUGGAGAGCUAUGUCAUUGUUCUCACACGCUUCGCAGUCGCUGGAGAGACCAUCAUGGUGGAUGGGGACAGUGAGGAAUUCCAGCUGACGGACCUGCUCCCCAGCACACACUAUACCGUCAGCAUACACGCCACCAGCAAGCCCCUCACCAGUGGGCACCUCGUUAAGAAGCACCUCACCAGCGGCACCGUCAGCACCAACUUCUCUACACUCCUGGACCCUCCUGCAAACCUGACAGCCAGCGAAGUCACCUUACAAAGCGCCCUGAUCUCCUGGCAGCCUCCCAGAGGGGAGAUUGAGAACUACGUCUUGACCUACAAAUCCACCGACGGAAGCCGCAAGGAGCUGAUUGUGGACGCGGAGGACACGUGGAUCCGACUAGAGGGCCUCUCUGAGAGCACCAACUACACCGUCCUCCUGCAGGCGGCCCAGGACGCCCAGCAGAGCAGCGUCACCUCCACCACCUUCACCACAGGGGGCCGGGUGUUCCCGCACCCGCAGGACUGCGCCCAGCACCUGAUGAACGGGGACACGCUGAGCGGGGUCUACACCAUCUUCCUCCGUGGGGAGCCCCGCCAGAAGCUGCAGGUGUUCUGCGACAUGACCACGGACGGCGGCGGCUGGAUCGUGUUCCAGAGACGGCAGAACGGCCAAACCGACUUCUUCCGGAAGUGGGCGGAGUACCGAGUUGGCUUCGGGAACCUGGAGGAUGAGUUUUGGCUGGGGCUGGACAACAUCCACAGGAUCACGUCCCAGGGCCGCUACGAACUGCGCGUGGACCUGCGGGACGGCCAGGAGGCCGCCUUCGCCUACUACGACAAGUUCUCCGUGGAGGACAGCAGGAGCCUGUACAAACUCCGCGUCGGCACCUACAACGGCACCGCAGGGGACUCGCUCAGCUACCAUCAGGGACGCCCUUUCUCCACCGAGGACAGAGACAAUGACAUUGCAGUGACCAACUGCGCCCUGUCGUACAAGGGGGCGUGGUGGUAUAAGAACUGCCACCGGUCCAACCUCAACGGGAAAUACGGGGAGUCCAGGCACAGUCAGGGCAUCAACUGGUACCACUGGAAAGGCCACGAGUUCUCCAUCCCCUUUGUGGAAAUGAAGACGCGCCCCUACAACCCCCGUCCCUCGGCGGGGCGGAAACGGCGGUCCUUGCACUUCUGAGCCGUGGGCGGCCGCCAGCCAACUGACCUUUCCUGUCCUUUGUCUUUUAUAAUAUGACACCAGGGGUGAGGGGGUCAUGGUACUGUGCUUUGCUACAUACGAUGGGUGUAGGGGGAAGCCGGGGGCAGCAGGAACCAGCCGAGAACUAGCUGCCCGUGGUUCCUGCUGCCCUCAAGCUGGACCUCAGUCCACCCUCCCUCCUACCCGGCCAACCUUGACCUUCCCCUCUCAUCCCACCCAGGAGGAAAGGGAGGUGUUUGCUUCAAAGACCAAUUCAAAGGCAAGUCCUGGAGUCGGGUGGCUGUGGGGACAGGCAUGUGCCUUCUCCCCUCUCCUUCCUUCCGAGACGCCCUUCACGCCCACGGGUUUGUUCUGGUCACUGCCUUCGAUGACCAGGUGCUCCCCUAGUCCACGGGGGAGCCUCGGCAAGAGCUUCGUGAGCGACUCCCCCGAGGAGGCGGCAGUUUGACCUCCCCCUGUCCCGCCAACCCGAGGUCUCCCGGAGCUGCACGCCUGUCCCAGUGAGGCCUGAGUCACCACCCACCCUCUUUGGGAGUGGAAGGGGGGCGCAGGGUGGUUGUGCUUUUCAGCACCUGGUGGCCAGGCCUUGAGCAAAGGACCAAAGGAGGAGAAUUCAGGGCAUCUGCCAGUGAGAUGCGAGGUCCCGUGGGGAGCCCAGGUCUCCCCUGGCUCUGAUUUCUUUCCAGUCCUACGUGCCAUGAAUUUUUGGGGGGUUUUUUGAGUUGCAAAUUAACUUCUAUCUUCAUUCAGGCUCCCCUUUGUGUGAGUAGCUUAAUAAGAGUCAGACAAAGAGGUUUCUAUGGCCAGCCAGCCAUUGUCCUGACUGAUAAGCCCUGGGAAGAGGAACCAUUUGGGGGUUUCGUGCUUGGUUUUUUUUUUCCUCUUUUUUGGUCCCACGGGAAACAGGAGCGACCUCCUUAAUGCGGUGAGGUCAUGAGGAGCUUUCUCCGUCUCCUUUUAUUACUCUGCCUCGGAGAGGAACAAUGAAAAGCGCCAGAGGGAAAUGCAUCCAGAAAUCCACAGGUGGACGGGGAGGGCUGCGGGCCCACGUUCCAUCUGACAGGACGUGCUGUCUUCACCGGUGUGAUUUGAUGUUUAAGCCCCAACAGGCCCCUGCAACUGCUCCAAACCCAGCGUUGCUGCAGCCGUCCCUACCGCAUCCACCGCAUCCACCUUCCGUCUGCCAGCUGCCCCCACCCCGUCGUCCUCGGGGCCCCAGCCCCACUUCCUGUACCAGCACGAUCCAGCCGGGGCAUCCGGGCGCCCUCCCUGGCCGGUCACAAUGAGCCCGAGUCUAGAUGGUUUUCCCAUGGAGCCCCCCGCUGUCUAAGCAAGCUCUGACAGCCAGGAAAGAACCAUCCCCUGGGCAGACACUCACACCUGUGAUGUCAUGGGAAGUCACGCUGCAGGGGUGGUUGGGACUGACAUACGCAGUGCUGAACAACAGCGGUGACGUUUUCAUUUCUCAGUUCACCAUAGGCCUCGAAAAAACUAGGAGAAACCUGGGGAAAACAAAUCCUUUCUAGAAACCUGUAAAUUAAAUAAGACUUAGCCAGAGUGGGCCACCAGUGACCAGCGGGAGGCAGGCUGCAGAGGAAACUUAGAGGCUCAGCUCUAGACACUCCGCUGGCUGUGUGACAUCAGGGAGGUCGCUGUACCUCUCUGGGCCUCGGGUCCCUCACCUGUCCCAGGACAGAUUAUGGCUUCUAACUUCCCUUUCGGCUUUGACAGCCAGCAGUGCUCCCCUGUGAUCUGAAAUCUGAGUGGGAACUGGCCUUGGUAAGACAGCACAAUCAGGUAACAAAGACUCUCCCGAAACCCUGCUGUAGUUAGGAAGGAAGGAUGGGAGAAAGGGAGGGAGGGAGCGAGGAAGGCUGAUUCAGGGGUCGUAAAUAAAACGCACACUCACACUGCAGAGAGGAUUAUGAGGAGCAGGAGACUGCACGCAUUUUGUCCACAAAAGCAGAGCCCCAGGACCUGGGUGGUCCCCCACAGCCCACCUCAGCAAGGGGACUGAAACAGGACAGGACUCUGAACCCUCACGUCGUCGCCGUUCUGGUGAAAGCCCACGGCAUCCAUGGAAACCUAAAUCCGCCUUUUGCUGGAGCCAGUUUACCCUGCAGAGCACUUCUAUAAAUAGUCUUCGCAGAACUGCCCAGAUUCAGGCUAAAGAACUUGAAAGCAAGAAAGGGACUUCAAAGCUUAGCUCGCCCAACCUUCUAUAGAAGGGCUUCUGCGUUCCUUUCAUUAAGUAGACUAAUUUACUCACGAGUCCUUACUAUAUUUAACAGACCGUGCCCAUUCUCUGCCCAAGGCCUAGGGUCAACUUGAGCCAGAGCUUUCUGCCUUCACUCACUGGUUCCUGCUAACCCGGCUCCUCCCAGCUCUUCCCAGGGGUGGACCCGGGACUCGCCGCCCACUAGGCACUCACCCUGAGCCCCGAAGCUUCCCUCCAGGGACACAACAGGGACAGAGCAGCCCUGCCCAGGAGUCACAUCCGGAUGUGGACUUACAGAAGCAAACAAAACCCCACCAGUGACAGCAGCAGGCUCACUGCCCACACCCGGGAGCAGGCAGUCUGUCCCGUUUGUGUUCCCCCAUCAGAAAAGGGUGGUUUCCCCAGGGUACACUCACAAUCCCCUAGGUCCCUUCUGGAAGGUGAAGGAGCCGCAGGAGCUAAAAAGCAGAGGGGGUGGGGAGAAUGGGGAAGGCAGGUCUGUGGAAAACUGCUGGCCCUUGGGGCCACAUCUGGAGGAGGGAGACUUCUGAGUGUCACCACCAGGUGGCGGGCACAGCCCCAGGCCCCUUCUGUAACCCCGUGUGAACCCCCAUGGGGGUGAGGACAAGAGCCUCCAGGCUUCCAGAAGAAUCCAGACCAAGCUAAGAUCCACGAAAAUAAGCCCACGGAUUUGCACAAGAGACUGAGUUGUAAAAAAAUAAUACAACAACAAAAAUGGCAGCAAGGAAAUGCAGAGCCAACUUCGCAAACCCACGCCACCCUUCACAGACCCAUCCUCACAAAGAAGUAAGAGACUGCGCAUCCGCUCCGUCCAUGUCCACCGGGGAAUCCACCAGCUCCCUGCGCCGAGCAGGCCCCUCAAAGACAGACCCGGACAGCCCAGGGCGCCAGGGCGCGGGGGCCAAGCCGAAGCAGCCUGCCCACAGGUCGACUUUUCAGACCCAGUGCCAGGUCGGAGCUGUAGACUGAGGCACAAAAGGUUGUCAUGGAACCUGUUCAGAAAGCCCUUUGAAAAGUGUCAGUUGAGAAAGGGUUCCCAAGUUCCUCUUUGUCUGUGACAACAGGAUGCACCAAGCCGAGGAGCUGAAGUCGGCUCCCUGGGGCCUGGGUGUGCAAGGGCUCUUGGGGCUUCAAAAUAGUUUCUCUCUUUCUUUCUUUUUUGGUAAACCUCCACCCAGCAUUUCAGGAAAGGUGGAGCCACUGACUCCAAUGUGGGCUUUUCUCUGGCCUCUUUCUUAUCAGCAGACUCCUCCCACUCGGCCUAAUUCCUUACAAUUCUUUCCCUCCAAAGGGGGCCCUCCUCUGCCACUUCACUAUCUGCCCUUAAAACGCCAAAAACGAAUUUCUGGGAGAUUCCAACGUGAGUUCCACGCCGUAAUCCCAGAGCGGGUGGGACAGUUUGUUUUCACUUGCCAGGAACAGAGAGGGGCCCUGGACCUCAGAGGUCCAGGGUGAAUCAUUCUUGAACCGGGGAGUCUGCCUCUUGGCUGGAGCUCCGGAUUGCGAUAGCUCUGCCCGGCCUCCCUGGAAGGCCCGCUUUCCUCCAGGUGACGGUGACAGGUUGCCUGCCCUUCCGAAGGUGAGCCACAGGCCUGGCUUCCCAGCUGAGCCUGCAGCCUCCCCUGGCUGGGCCACAUUCCUGAAGAUCUUUAACUGCUUCCUCACAUCUUUGUUUCUUCCAUAAUCCGACCCCACACGAGUGUGAUGGGGUUUUCCUCGGCAGCCACAAGGGCACCACCAAGCCAAACGAGAACUCACAGUAUAAUAAACACAACCCUCUAAGAGCAAGUAGGGAAAAUCCCCUGUGAACUUGAAGAGGGCCUGUUGUGGAGGUUCAGGUCCCAUUUAACACAUGCCUCUCUCUCUCAUUCACCCCAAUUGUCCCACACUGGAUUCGUUCAGACCCAAAUGUGUUCCUCAAGCUGGAGAAACAGCUGGGAGGGAGACUAAAAUAUAAAAUGCCACAUGACAAUAAAAAAAUAAACCAGUGGAUCAUUCCAGGCUAAAAGCAAGGCCUUUCCAGACAGGCCCACAGUAAAAAUGCAGAGGCCGGGGAUGCAGGGCCCUGGAUGAGGGGCCGGCAUUAGCUCCCUGCUCUCUGGCCCCCAGCCGCUCACCAGCCCCCUGGCAGAUUGCCCACUGCACCCGAGAAGAAGCCGAGGUCCCCAGGGCCCGUCACUGCCCAGGGACGGAGAAGCAGAGGGACUUUCCUGGCUUGCUCAGCCCGUCCUGCCUGGGCCCCACUUUCUCUUCCCAAGCAUUUCUGGCUAAUUUCUCAAGGUCACCCCUUGCCUGAAGCAUGACUUCAUUGCACCUGCAGCACUUCAUUGUCCCAAUGUCCUUGGCCAGCUUCUCUGUCUUUGGACAGUGUGGCCUGUUCUCCAAACCGGAAAUCCUCCCUCCUUCCUCAGGCUUAAUCAGGCUGCUGCAGAACAUCCAAAUAACACAACCCUUGUCCCUCAGAAAAACGCUGCCCCCUCUGCUAACUUAAUAAAACAGCUCGUCACUGCCAGCCGUGAGGCCGGUGACACUAAAUUUCCAGUUCAGAAACACUUAACCCUUUUCGUCUCCCUGACCGGCUCUCCCAGGUGCUGGUAUUGGUUCAUUGGUCCCAUGGGUUCUUUGGAGUCCACGUGACGUUCCAGGAGGAGUGGAACCCAGAAGUCACAGGGAGGGUUGGGGUCCAAGACGUGGUCAGGAGACAAAGACAUGGAUGAGAGCUAUUGUUUUCUUCCCAACAGUUCAGCAGCCCCAGAGAGACCCUGCGGUGCUUUUUAACAUCCUAUCAUUGGACACUAAUGUGCUCAACACUGCCUCCAAAAGGCAAAUGUUGGGAACACACCUCCAGCACUGGAAGGGAGAGACUCAACUCCCACGUUUCACAGUCCAGGCCAAGAAAGGUUAGGCAACUUGCUCAAGUGCAGGACACAGCUGAUUCAGGUCUGACGUGGGCUUUCAAAUGUUCCUCUCCCCAAAGGAAGGCUAAGAGAUGGGGCAGUAUUGCACUCCCACUGUCUUCCAGAUCCUGCGUUAGGAGCCAGACACACAGUACUUUGCUGAAUCCUCACCAGAGCCCCAACUCGAGUUUAACCAUGUGACAGAUGAGAGGAGGGAGGCACAGACAGGGUCAGGAGCACGCCCCGAAUCACACCGCUACCAAGUGGAGCCGCCGCCAUCAGACACGCUCUGUCUGGUUCUAGAACCCAUGUUCUGCUAUUGCAGGAGCAGCGGCCCCUUGUAAUAUGUGGCCAAGUGGCUACCGUCUUGAAUUUGCUAAUGUUUUUGCCAAGGGUUUUCUAAGGUCACUUCCUCUCCGUCUUCUGAGAAAAGGGAGUUUGAACUGUUUUCGCCACAUACUCCAGGGAUCUUUAACCUCGCCGUCAGGAGUGAGAGCAUCCUGACAGCAGACAGGUCCUUUUUUCUUUUUAAAACAUGGGAAGUGAGGGAGGGGGUCAGAAGGCUGGGAGGGAAGGUGAAGACCAGAACACAGUCGUUCCCCCACCCCCACCCCACCACUUUGGGAAACUGCAGCCCCUUUCUCACCGGUGCAACAUUAGCAAAGUGGAAGAUUCCAGAGCUAUUCUCCCCAAACCAGGGCAGGCAACGCCAGGACGGCAGGGGGAGCCACAGAACGAACAUGGAGGUGUCUCCCGGGUGUUGACUUUACUCCUGAACCAGGGAGGGAAAAGGUUACAUUACUAAUGUAUUCAGACCGAUGCGGGUGGUAUCGAAUGCAGAAAUCCCAAGAGUUUUUAAGCUGAAACUGGCAUGUUCCAGACUAAUGUGGGCUCCCUUCCCCAGACUCUCGGGGGCACAAGGACAGCUCUCCUCGUGGCCCCUGCAGGAGCGCAGCAGUGGACGUGUUUGUAGAAUGAGGCCAGAAGAAGGCAGGUGACAUUCAUUCAUUCCCCAGUUCUUCUUCCCUCUCCCUUCUUGUUUCCACCUCCCCAGUGGGCCAAGGAGCUCGCAGGACAGUGGGCUCUCUCUGCCCCUUUGAGAAGGAAAUCUGUUCCUAGUGACCAGCUGCCAGGCCAAAACCCCAGGAAUGCACCCCUUUCUCUGAAAUGAGUGACACUUCCAUACGCAGGACAGAUGGCUCUCCCCAGCAGCUAUCUGUUCUGCACGUCAUGGUCGUCGUCCACACAGGGCUGCUUGGGCAGCAGUGACCCCCUGUGCUGGAAGCAGAAGACACCGUGGCCAGUGCAGUCACGUCAACCAAGAGGCGAGAGUGCUCCCCGACCAACGCCCUCCCCCACUCACGUCCCCUCAGAGGCCUGGACUCCCAGCCUCCUCCCAUCAGUCUCCGGGCUCCUCCCUAACAUCCACACCUCCCCCAGCCCAGUGUUUCCAACCUCAAAUACACUGGGGCCCUGAGGCAUGCCAGGCACGCUAAGGGGCCACUGUGACCUUGAUGGAGGCGUUCCCGGGGCUGGGCCCGCUGAAACCCACCUCACCGUGGUCCUGAGAACUCACGACACCAAAUCCUCCGGUCCUUCCGAAUUUGCGUUUGCCAUUUUAACACUUAAUAGCCUUCUGGGGUAAAAAUAACAAGACCAAUUGACUGACUUUGUAGCUACAGCGUGCUUGGAAAAGCAUUUACUUCAAGACUGGAAGGAAGAAGGAAAACAAGGAGAAACUGGAGUCCACCCUCCUUGGGCGGUGCGCUCGCUAAGGAACUGAAACAAAAAGAAAACGUCCAGGAAAGGAGCGGACAGACCAAUGUCCCCCGACCUUUCACGCGCUGUAGCUCAAAGACCGGGAUCUCCGCCUGUUAACCAUUGUUAACUAGUAUUUCUAGUCCGGGUUGCUUUUAGCCUCUGUAUAGUUCCUUUUUUAAACACAUUUUCUAUGCGUUAA
Messenger RNA from Artibeus jamaicensis (Jamaican fruit-eating bat), 11526 nucleotides. It is a transcript of the gene TNR, whose product is annotated as tenascin R. The record is from RefSeq and is a predicted model, not a curated record. The transcript is spliced from 23 exons. NCBI's taxonomy places the organism in Eukaryota, Metazoa, Chordata, Mammalia, Chiroptera, Phyllostomidae. Bases 306 to 4409 code for a protein of 1367 amino acids. Gene Ontology annotation, molecular function: protein binding.